Oryza brachyantha (malo sina) is the source of this 2274-nucleotide messenger RNA. RefSeq names its product putative pentatricopeptide repeat-containing protein At5g40405. Lineage: Eukaryota; Viridiplantae; Streptophyta; Magnoliopsida; Poales; Poaceae. The transcript has a single exon. The record is from RefSeq and is a predicted model, not a curated record. Gene Ontology annotation, biological process: RNA modification. Gene Ontology annotation, molecular function: protein binding; RNA binding; zinc ion binding. The coding region runs from base 1 to 1887 and encodes 628 amino acids.
AUGCGGCCGCUCCCGCGGCGCCUCGAUCCGCUGCUCCGCGAGCCGGCGGCGCUGGUAGCGGCGGCCGCCUCCGCACAGCGCCCCCUCCGUGAGCUCCACGCGCACCUCCUCGUCUCGGGCCGUCUCGCGUCCCCGCCCCACCACGCCGCCUUCCUCGCCUCCCUCGCCUCCUCCUCCGACGACGACGACGGCCACCUCUCCUACGCGCGCCUCCUCCUGCCGCGGCGCCCCGCCACGCUCUUCGUACACAACUCCCUCCUCCGCGCCCUCGCCCGCGGUCGGCGCCCGCACCUCGCCUUCGGCGCGUUCCGCGACCUGCCCCUCGCGCCUGACAACUACUCCUUCACCUUCCUCGUCCGAGCCGCGACCGCGCUGGCUGCCGCGGCGGCGGCUGUGCGGGCCCCCGGGCUGGACGCGAACCUGAUCGUGCGGAGCGUGCACGCGUCCGCGCUCCGCCGCGGACACGCUGGCGACCCACACGUGCAGAGCGGGGUCGUCUCAAUGUACUCCGCGGCCGGGGACGUGGGCGCCGCGCGGGCCGCGUUCGCAGAGAUCGCGUUCCCGGACGCGGUGUGCAUCACCGCGAUGGUGGGGGCUCUUGCCACCUGCGGCAAAGUGGACGCCGCACGCGAGAUGUUUGACGGAAUGCCUUUGCGGGACCAUGUGGCGUGGAACGCCAUGAUCGCGGGUUAUGUGCACGCCGGCAGAUCGAGGGAGGCCCUGAGGCUGUUCAACGAAAUGCGUAAUGCUGGCGCUGCUGUAGGGGAGGUGACGCUGGUGUCAGUGCUCACUGCCUGUGCACAAUUGGGCGCGCUGGAGCGUGGCAGGUGGGUGCACUCAUAUGUGCACAGCUGCGGGAUGCGGGUUUCUGUCACCCUCGGCACCGCACUGGUUGAUAUGUAUUCCAAGUGUGGCGCUGUGGCAGCAGCCAUGGAGGUGUUCGACAGCAUGGACAGAAAGAACGUUUACACUUGGACCAGUGCAGUGAGUGGCCUUGCAAUGAAUGGCAUGGGGAGAGACUGCCUUGAGCUGUUCAAGCGCAUGGAGAGCACAGGGGUUGAUCCUAACGGUGUCACCUUUGUUGCGGUGCUCCGUGGAUGCUCCAUGGCUGGGUUGGUGGACGAGGGAAGAUCAUGCUUCGAUGCGAUGAAGAGCAAUCAUGGAAUUGAUCCUUGGCUUGAGCAUUAUGGUUGCAUGGUUGAUUUGUACGGUCGAGCUGGGCGUCUUGAUGAUGCCAUGAACUUCAUCAAUAACAUGCCACUGGAGCCACACGAAGGUGUAUGGGGAGCGCUACUCAAUGCCUCUCGGAUUCACAAAAAUGUUGAGUUGGGCAAAUAUGCAAUGGACAAGCUCAUGGCCAUCGAGUCCAAGAAUGAUGCGGCUCAUGUCCUGCUGUCCAACAUCUACGCAGAGUCGCAUAACUGGAAGGGUGUUAGCAAUGUUCGGGACGUGAUGAAGGCCAAGGGAGUGAAGAAGGUGCCUGGGUGUAGUGCCAUCGAGGUUGGUGGCAAGGUGCAUGAGUUCUUUGUUGGAAGCAAGACACACCCAAGAUACAGGGAGAUCGAGAUUAUGCUUGCAGAGAUGACUCAGAGGCUGAGGCUACAUGGGUACAUUGCGAACACAAAAGAGGUGCUGUUUGAUAUCGAGGAAGAGGAGAAAGAAGAUGCAAUCUCCUUGCAUAGUGAGAAGCUGGCCCUGGCUUUUGGCCUGGUCGCGUUGCCGGAAAACAUGGAGAUCAGGAUAGUGAAGAACCUAAGAGUAUGCAAGGACUGCCAUGAUUACACCAAGUUGAUAUCCAAGGUCUUCAACAGGGAGGUUGUUAUGAGAGAUAGGAAUAGGUUUCACCAUUUCAAGGAUGGAGCGUGCUCCUGUAGGGAUUACUGGUGAUCCUUUCGUUCUGAUAAUUGCUCGCCGUUCAAUUGGACGAUUCAAACAUUUAUGUCUUAGAAGGGAUGCACAAUCUAGCAUUCAUCUGGAGCUAAGACGCAGUGGAGGACAUGGAGUGGGAAAAAAGACAGGGAGAGCUUUGACAUUUUCACCUGGCAUGUGGCAAACGGGCACAAAAAAAGGCCACAAACUUUUGUGAUAUCCUGCCGAUAGGAAAUGAACUCUGGACAAUACGAGCAUGCCCUCAAAAAAUUUUGAGCAUUCUCCUGCAGGGAUCACUUGGUAAUUCCUAUGUGUCAUAAAUGUAACAAUCUUCCCGAUGACAUUUUAGCAAUUCAGUGUUGAAGCCGAGACAAUACUCGUUUACGAACGGGAAAAGAGGGGUUU